Messenger RNA from Alternaria arbusti, 1992 nucleotides. RefSeq lists its product as uncharacterized. The transcript is spliced from 2 exons. Bases 1 to 1992 code for a protein of 663 amino acids. The record is from RefSeq and is a predicted model, not a curated record. NCBI's taxonomy places the organism in Eukaryota, Fungi, Ascomycota, Dothideomycetes, Pleosporales, Pleosporaceae.
AUGAUUCACGAUAACUCUGAAGAGGAGGGCCGACGCUACUGCCAGCUUCGCUCAGGAGACGCAAGCGCAGACCCACUGCCCCGCUUUCCCUACGAGCCUCUCGAACCCCGCUGCAUCCGCAUCCUCGAGCUCCAGCCUGGUCGACGAUCAGAUUCCUUCCAGGGGAACUUCACUGAGGUCAACAUUGACAGUGGCUACAAAUUCGACGCGCUUUCGUACAUGUGGGGCGAUGCUACGCAGGCCGACCAAAUAGUCGUGGCCAGCACCGCUUCCGCUGCGCCCCGGAAAUCUGAAAGAAAGCGGUGGUGUGGCCUGAACCUGGUUUCUCGUUCCUCAUAUGAGUGUUGCCACAAGGCUUUCAUACCGAUCGCAUGGAAUCUGGCCCGGGCGUUAGAAUAUAUCCGCGACUCCCGAGGAUCUAGGCCACUAAGAAUAUGGGUCGACGCCAUAUGUAUCGAUCAGAAUAAUCUUAAUGAACGAGCUGAGCAAGUCGCUAUGAUGCGAGCUAUCUAUCGCAACGCAACAUGUGUGCGCAUCUGGAUCAAUGAACCAUCUCUCGACGAGAAGAGUGCGGCUGUAGCAGCUCUGAAACGCUUCAGACCCAAUGCAAAGAUGGAAAAUAAUGGGUUGGGCAAAGAUUAUGGGUUUUGGGGGCCUUUGAUCCCAAUGUUCCAGAACGACUAUUGGAGCCGUAUAUGGAUUGACCUGAAUCCGGGCAGACAGCAAGAAGUUCUCAACGCACGACGACUUACGCUACACUGCAUGAACGUUACCUUCAACGGUAUUGCUGUUGCAGAAUUUCAGGAAAUUGUAGUCGACAAGAUCGUCAGGUCCGUUGGUCAACUUAAUCACUCCGGUAACGAUGGCCUACUAGAGUUGAAAGGAAAUAUUUUCGGCCCGAGUGCUAUCGAGAUGUUUGCUAUUCAUGGCGAUCAGAGGCUGAAACAUGAUCUUGUCGUUCUCCUUACUAGGUCUGGUGGUAUGCAAGUAUCCAAGGGUCAUGAUCGCCUGUAUGCCCUCAUGCACCUGGCUGGAGACUACGAAGAAGGCAGCAUCACAGUCGAUUACAACAAGAAUGCACAGCAGGUCAUGGCAGACGCCGUGGUUUACCACAUUAAUCUGCAUCAGAAUCUCAACUUCCUGACCGAAAGCUUCCGAGACGGCGCUGAAGCGACAGCAAAUUCUAGACCAGAUGAGAAUAAUUGUUCUACGUGGAUCCCAGAGGAAUGGAUGGGACGUGAAACUGAAGGAAUUGGACUUUAUUUAGAAGAUUUUGAUGAUUCAGAAGCAGUUCAUGGUGGCGGAAUGAGACACACCGAAUGUCCUACAAACGCUGUCGAUAUCAAGAAUCUGCGAUUGAGCAUCCGAGGCAUGAAACUAGGCUGGGUACGGCGAUGCUUUACCUCUAGUACAUCUCUGUACACAACAGUGUCUGAGUUCUGGGCAUCUUCGCUCGGCGAAUAUUUACAGUUAUGUCUGGAGGACGCCAGCACUGUGUUGUCACAGGAACUCUCUCGUACUAUCAAUGAGGAAGUAGAUGGCCGAAAGCACGAUCAUGGUUGUAUUAGAGCUGGACUAUUGUAUUUCCUAGAACUUAGUAAAGCCCCAGAGAAGGCAGGCCGAGACUUCGGCUGGGCAGGAGAGGACGUAUUGGAUCUGUUGGCUCCUCUUGAGAACAGUAACCCUUCCGCUUGGUCUGCGCUUCGACAUGUUUUACGAGUAUUGCGCGGGCGAUAUUGUAUCGUAACCAACGAAGGAUACUUUGGCCGAGUACCGGAGUGUAACAUAAGAGAAGGGGAUGAGACUUGGUUAGUGCUUGGGUGUCCCCAACUGGUUGUUGUGCGAAGACAGCCUAGUGGGAGGUAUUGGCAUAUAUGCCCGGUCAGAGUACCUGCGCUGUACGAGCACGAAGAUGUCACCCAAGUCUCAAGCAAGAUGCAGCCUGGAGAUAAAGUCGGCAAAUGGACAGUUGAAGAUGUUGAAUUGGAGUAA